Colletotrichum orchidophilum is the source of this 345-nucleotide messenger RNA. RefSeq lists its product as uncharacterized. The record is from RefSeq and is a predicted model, not a curated record. The coding region runs from base 1 to 345 and encodes 114 amino acids. The transcript has 2 exons. Lineage: Eukaryota; Fungi; Ascomycota; Sordariomycetes; Glomerellales; Glomerellaceae.
AUGAUGAGAGAAAACGUCUGGGCAGUAGACGCCGGCGAUGCCGCCAACAUCUUGACAGCGCCCACGCUACGGAUACGCUACGGUUACGCUACCGUUACCGCCUCUGUCCACGGCGACGCCCGGACCGGGUCAGGGCACAGCAGCGAGCCUAGCGAUUUGGGCCCUUCGACGGCUUCCAGUUGCGUCAAGCGUUCUGAUGGCACCCGUCAAGGGAUGCCGCUGCCGGUGUUCUAUCUCAGACACCAGCUCACCUUCAGCGCCAGGUCUAGGGCUUCAAGUGGGAAGACGGUAAGCGUGGCCCGCAACGGCAACGAGGAUCAGCGUCGCCGCGGCGCAAAUAACUGA